ACGUUUCUCACUCUCUUUUUCUCUCUCAAAAUAUCUAUCAUCAACACCACACCACAAAACACUGCCAUUUUCCACUCCAUCGAGACAAAGAAUCUCUUCACAAAACCAAUAACAGUACCUCCAUCAUGAACUCCAUCCUUUCCUCUUCCUCCAUCUCCACCACCGUCUCCGGCAGUCCCUCCUAACCCUCCCCCACCGCCCUCUCCUCCCCUUCACCACCUCCCUCCUCCAUCACACAACCCUAAUAUGAGUACCCUUGAAGACUCCCUAAGAUCUCUUUCCCUUGACUACCUCAACCUCCUCAUCAACGGUCAGGCCUUCUCCGAUGUAACCUUCAGCGUGGAGGGUCGCCUAGUCCACGCCCAUCGAUGUAUCUUAGCUGCCCGGAGCUUGUUCUUCAGGAAAUUCUUCUGUGGGCCCGACCCACCAUCAGGGCUAGACCCCGGAGCAUCCCGGAUGAGCCCGGCCUCGUUGGGUUCCCGGCCGGCGGUGAUACCAGUGAAUUCAGUGGGGUACGAGGUGUUCCUUUUGCUCCUACAGUUCUUGUACAGCGGUCAAGUCUCGAUUGUGCCUCAGAAGCACGAACCCAGGCCUAAUUGUGGGGAAAGAGGGUGCUGGCACACCCAUUGCACCUCCGCUGUUGAUCUCGCCCUUGAAACUCUUGCGGCAGCAAGAUACUUUGGGGUUGAACAGCUUGCAUUGCUUACUCAGAAGCAAUUGGCAAGUAUGGUGGAGAAGGCAUCCAUUGAUGAUGUAAUGAAAGUGUUGAUAGCUUCAAGAAAGCAAGACAUGCAACAGCUUUGGACAACUUGUUCUCACCUUGUUGCCAAAUCCGGCCUCCCUCCGGAAGUCCUAGCCAAACACCUCCCCAUUGAAGUCGUGGCCAAAAUCGAAGAGCUCCGCCACAAAUCCUCCUUGUCCCGCCGCUCCUUGCUACCCCACCACCACCAUCAUCAGUAUCACCAUGACCUCACAGCAGCGGCUGAUCUAGAGGACCAGAAAAUUCGCAGGAUGAGAAGAGCAUUGGACUCAUCCGACGUUGAACUUGUCAAGCUCAUGGUCAUGGGAGAAGGAUUAAAUCUUGAUGAGGCAUUGGCCUUGCAUUAUGCCGUGGAGAACUGUAGCCGGGAGGUCGUUAAAGCUUUGCUAGAGCUUGGUGCAGCAGAUGUUAACUACCCGGCAGGACCUGCGGGGAAGACUCCGCUGCACAUUGCGGCUGAGAUGGUGUCCCCAGACAUGGUUGCAGUACUUCUGGACCACCACGCAGACCCUAAUGUAAGAACAGUUGAUGGGGUCACUCCACUGGACAUUCUACGAACCCUAACCUCAGAUUUCUUGUUUAAAGGUGCUGUCCCGGGGCUAACCCACAUUGAACCAAACAAGCUAAGGCUUUGCCUUGAGUUAGUUCAAUCUGCAGCUCUGGUUAUUUCCAGGGAGGAAGGCAGCGUCAAUGCUGCGACUUCCACUACCAUUUAUCCUCCCAUGAAUGAUCAGGAACAUAAUAGCAGCAGUGGUGGCAGUGGUGGAACCAAUCUUGCUAACCUUAAUUUGGAUUCAAGAUUAGUUUAUCUUAAUCUCGGUGCUGCAGGUUCUGCACAAAUGGGAUCCAGAAUGGAGGGUGAUGAAGAUAGCAGCCAAAAUAGCCAAAGUGAUGCAAUGAGGAGACAUGACCCAACAAUGUACCAUCACUCCCAUGAGUUCUAAUCCAUCCUUUAAAUAUCUUUCUCAUUUUAUAUAUAUCUCAUUUCUAUAUAUAUAGAAUCCGUGAAUGGUGAAAGACAAGACCAAAACUAGAUUGUUGGAUGAUUAUAAUUUUAAUCAUUGGUAUGCUUUCACUUGGGUAGUUUUUUUAUAUGCGGAGAACUUAGCACUUUGCUAUUACAGAAUUUUGAAUUCUUAAUUUUAGAUUAUUUCAAAUUAUGGUUUUCACAUGGGUGUUUCUUUUUUUUUUUCCCCCUUUGUCUUUUUUCCCCUUGUUUUGGUGAUUUUUGUAGGUUUUCAUGGUCAUGAUUUGAAGUGAAAGUUUGAUUGGAGAUGGAAUUUUAUUUUUUUGCUCAAAGGAUGAGACAUGAAGAAUCUGAGAUUUGCAAUGUGUACAUGUUGGGGGUGAUGGAGGAGAGACGCAGGUCAAUCAUUUCAAACCCCGGCCUGUCAACUUCUUUGUAUUUAUUUAUUGACAACAUCUAAUUUCAUGCCUAUUUAUUCUUGUCCUUUAUUUUUCUUGUCCCCCACCCCACCCACCUUUCCAUCACACACCCAAACACACCCUAUUUAUCCCCAUAUUGAUUAGAAUAUAAAUGUUGAUUAGAAUGAAGAUUUUGGAUCCUAAUUAAUGGAGGUGGAGUUUCUUUGUUUCUCUUAGGCUUUGUUCGGACAUGAGUAUUUCUAUUAUCUACAUUUUUCUAAUGAAGGAAAUUAAGCUGUCUUUCUUCCCUCUUCUCCUUCUCCCGCAUCCCCCAGCACUUAUGAAGACGCUUGAUUAAUGGGUACAUUGUGUUUUUGUGCUAAAUUAUUUUAGAAAAGAUGAUGUGAGUAUGGACAAUUUGAUUGGUUGUCUUGCAUGUAGGCAACAUCAAUUGAUUCCCUCCAUGUAAUCCUUCCUUUUGUCCCCCUUGCCAUUUUUGGCUUCCUAUAUUAUUUCUCAGAAAAACUUACGGAUAAAACACUUAGCUUUGC
This is a messenger RNA of Rubroshorea leprosula, 2676 nucleotides long. NCBI's taxonomy places the organism in Eukaryota, Viridiplantae, Streptophyta, Magnoliopsida, Malvales, Dipterocarpaceae. The record is from the annotation of a GenBank genome assembly.